AAAAAUCAUGACAGAAAAUAACAACACAAACACCAGGCUAUCAAAUUUCUUAAACUCAGGAAUUUACCGUUUCGAAGAUGAUUCAAAUGCUAUAAUAUUUAUGGAUCCAGUUCGAGUCCUUAACAAUUUUUACACACAUUUUAGGGUUAAUCCAUCUUUUUACUACUCUCGUUUAUUCACUCCUCCUUCCGAAAAUCCCAAAAAACGAAAACGCAAACAUAAAAAACCUCACACGCUUAAUGCACGUGAAAAAGCUGCUGAUGCACGCCACCAGAAUGCUAAACCGUAUUUGAUAAAGGCGCAUGAAUGUUUGCUUAAAACGAACGAUGUUUUGCUAUAUUUGAAAAAUGAUGAUGAUGAGUAUGCAACGGCUAACGGUGGACGGUCUGUGAACGAUGAGCAUUCGUUUGUUGAGCUUGGGAGUGUUUGGCAAGCUCCAUUGUAUGAAAUUUCAUUGUAUCAGAAUGACGUGCCGAAGGAAGGUCGGCUAUCUGUUCAAAGUUGUGAAAGAAAAAUUAUUCCAGCAUUUGGGAGCUUGGUUGCUAAUGAGACUAAUAGUGAUAUGGAGGCUGAUUUUUUGAGUCGCCAAUACAUAAUACCCAAACAGAGCUCAUUCUACAUGUCUGAUUUGAAGCAGAUUCAUGGCCUGAUCCCUGUGCAAGGUGACUGUGGAUUUAAUCUUAUUGUGAUUGAUCCACCUUGGGAAAAUAGCAGUGCUUCCCAAAAGUUGAAGUACCCAACUUUGCCCAAUAGAUACUUCUUGUCUCUACCUAUUAGGAGACUAGCUCAAACUGACGGAGCAUUGGUAGCUCUGUGGGUUACCAAUAAGGAGAAAUUAAGAAUAUUUGUUGAAAAAGAAUUAUUUCCAAAAUGGGGAGUCAAGUACAUGGCAACUCAUUAUUGGUUGAAGGUGAAGGCAGAUGGUUCUUUAAUUGGUGACUUGGAUCUGUUUCAUCAUAGACCAUAUGAAUGUCUUGUUCUUGGUUACUGUUAUGCACAGACUGAGGACUCCGAGUGUUCUUCGAAAGUUAAAUUUAUUCCGGAUAGUCAAGUCCUCAUAAGUGUCCCUGGAGAUUAUUCAAGGAAGCCCCCAGUUGGAGAUUUGCUACAGGAGUACAUACCUGGAUCAAAGCCUGCUCGUUGUAUUGAACUUUUUGCUAGAGAAUUGUUAUCUGGAUGGACAUCUUGGGGGAAUGAGCCACUUCAUUUUCAAGAUUCAAGAUACUUUUCCAGGACAGGCCAACAAAGCUUUUCUUAAGAAAUUUUUGGCUCUCAGCAUUGUGAUAUCCGAUUGAUCUACUCGACAGUUUCCUUAUGUAUGUAAUCACCUUUGACGCUACCUUUCCUUCCAUAGAAUUGGCAACUUCGACCCAUUAAAUAAAGAAUAGGUUCUCAAUUCUGGGAAGCAGAUUUGGACUAAAAGGUGAAAAAAGCAGAUUGUUUACAAGGUGAAUGAGAAUGCAAGACAUUAGUUGCAGAGAAUUAGUCAUCUGGAGAUUGGAGGCCAUGUUUGCAUCCACUAGAACGGAAUUGUAUUAUUGGGUGCCAAAGGGAGGCAUGAUUUACAGUUAAAUAGCAUAAAAGGCGUGCAUAGCAGUUCGUUAGGAUUACAAGUAAACAUGUAGUACCAUUUAGCCAACACAAAAUUCUAGAUGUUGACUUUUUGUUUCAGUGCGAAUGCCAUAUUUUUUUACGCGUAUAUUGAAAGCAAUAACUUCAUAUAAA
Messenger RNA from Erigeron canadensis, 1725 nucleotides. RefSeq names its product methyltransferase-like protein 2. The coding region runs from base 8 to 1258 and encodes 416 amino acids. The transcript has 11 exons. Gene Ontology annotation, cellular component: nucleus; RNA N6-methyladenosine methyltransferase complex. The record is from RefSeq and is a predicted model, not a curated record. Gene Ontology annotation, molecular function: nucleic acid binding; methyltransferase activity. NCBI's taxonomy places the organism in Eukaryota, Viridiplantae, Streptophyta, Magnoliopsida, Asterales, Asteraceae.